Solea senegalensis (Senegalese sole) is the source of this 1255-nucleotide messenger RNA. RefSeq names its product ras-related protein Rap-2a-like. Gene Ontology annotation, molecular function: GTPase activity; GDP binding; GTP binding. The record is from RefSeq and is a predicted model, not a curated record. Gene Ontology annotation, biological process: negative regulation of cell migration; Rap protein signal transduction. The transcript is spliced from 2 exons. NCBI's taxonomy places the organism in Eukaryota, Metazoa, Chordata, Actinopteri, Pleuronectiformes, Soleidae. Bases 458 to 1009 code for a protein of 183 amino acids. Gene Ontology annotation, cellular component: plasma membrane.
UCCUCCUCCUCCUCCUUCCUCCUCCUCCUCCUCUUCUUCCUCCUCCUCGGGAUAAACAGGCUCUUUGCCUUUAAGUCUCGUGGAGCCCACUGUGCAGAGAAAUGCAGCACCAGCCUUCACACAAAGAUCCAGUGGUUUCUAAUUAUAGCCAAUCGUAUUUUUACCACACCUUAUUGCAUUAUGGAUGCCGCGGGAACGGUGUCCCUUCAAGAUAGCGUGGGAAUGUGUGAGUAGAGGCUGUGGCCGUGCGUCCUCCUCCUCCUCCUCCUCUUCCUCCUCCUCCUUCACCAUCAUCCAUCCAUCACAGGCUGCAACUGCAAAGAGCGUCUCAUCCACCGGAGGCUGCGGCGGCUGUGUGUCAUGUCUGGAGUCUGAAGACCCGGCUCCUCUGCGGGGAUCAUGCGUGGCGCGUAGCCGCAGCUGAGGACGUGUGUUUGCCGCCUGCCACGGGAGCGCGAUGCGGGAGUACAAGGUGGUGGUGCUGGGCAGCGGCGGGGUGGGCAAGUCCGCCCUCACCGUGCAGUUCGUCACCGGCACGUUCAUAGAGAAGUACGACCCGACCAUUGAGGACUUCUACAGGAAGGAGAUCGAGGUGGACUCGUCCCCGUCGGUGCUGGAGAUCCUGGACACCGCCGGCACCGAGCAGUUCGCCUCAAUGAGGGACCUCUACAUCAGGAACGGCCAAGGCUUCAUCCUGGUCUACAGUCUCGUCAACCAGCAAAGUUUUCAGGACAUCAAGCCCAUGAGAGACCAGAUCAUCAGGGUCAAAAGGUACCAGCAGGUGCCGGUGGUGCUGGUGGGCAACAAAGUGGACCUGGAGGAGGAGCGGGAGGUGUCACCCAGCGAGGGCCAGGCUCUGGCCGAGGACUGGGGCUGCCCGUUCAUGGAGACGUCGGCCAAGAGCAAGACCAUGGUGGACGAGCUGUUCGCCGAGAUCGUCAGGCAGAUGGACUUCUGCCCUCUGCCGGACCGGAGAGAGGCGUGCUGCCCUGCCUGCAGCGUACAGUAGCGGCCCGUCAGUGUGCUGGAGGGGUGAUGGAGGGGUGAUGGAUGGGUGGAGAGGAGGAACUAAUGCUGAUUCAUUCAUGUUAGAUCAAUGCAAGAUGGAAAUGGAGGGGGUUUUAAAUGUCACUCGUUGAUUUGAACAGAUUGAAGAAAACACAAUUUCAGCCGGUCAACAAAGAACUCGCCUCAUCAAAUCAACACCUGCUUAAGUCUAUGAUAUCUAAAGGAUAAGUUUGUUAUCUCACUGUUU